UAAAUAACGAAUGAGUCCUCUGUGAGUUUGAAUGAGAAUAAAUUCCAUGGUAACGCUUUAAUAUUAAAAAAAAAAUCAAUAAUAAUGCGAAUAGGGUAAAAAUAUUUUUUAAUAAUGGUAACAUUAAAAUGACGGCCAUGGUAGUUCGGUCACGCGAAAAAAAUGUGAAUUUGUGAUUAAAUUUUUCAUUGUUUUAACUAAGCUAUUUAGUUUAAAAUCGCGAUAAUUUUGCAAAUGAACUGUUCAAGAUGUGCCCUAUAGGUUAUGUGUGCGUGAUCGAGUGAGUUUUGGAGGGAAAUCAAGAGUUAUUCACCACGCACGUACAGUGUUGUUAAAAAAAGUGUGUUUUUUUGUAUCAAAUGUCCGUCAUAGAUACCCACCAAAAUGGAUCAAAACAUGGCGGAAUUGGAUCCGCUCAGCACAUAUGACUACCCCCCCUAUGGUUACCAGCACAUGCACUACCCCUACUCUUACGAGAUAAAGCUAGAACAACCGCUAGCUCACUACGCUAAUCUAGCAGCUAACAUACAAAACCAAACUCAGCCAGUCAACAAUAUACCUCCCGUAGCUCAAGAUACAUUCAAAGAUACUAAUACAAAUAGUAAUACAAAUACUGUACAAGAAGCUACAAGCAGUCAAGUACAAGAAGAGAAACCGGUGUUCGAUCUAAAUAAAGUUAAAAAAGAAGGCGGAAAGAAAAGCAACUACUGGUCACAGAAAAUCACAGACGAAAACUUCCCUUUUUACGCCUGCGCGCUAUGCAACGUUAGCUACAAGCUACUAAGAGACUUAGAUUCCCAUCUAGUCGACCAUAAAGAGAGACUCACUAGCUAUGAUCUGCGGAUGAAAAAUAAAAAAAAGAAGAAACAGUUGAAAAAGGAACAGAAAAAGCUGAAAAAGUUGAAAAAAGAAGUUAAGCAAGAGGAUAUAGAAAUUAAACCGGAGGAUGGGUAUAUUGGGAAUGAAAAAGCGGCAGAUUUUGUUGAGAACACGUUAAAUACUGUAGCUGCAGAGAUUACCCAAAAUAAUGAUAAUGUAAACGCCAAUGUGAAUCAUGAAACUGAGAAUAAAGUUGAUGUUAAUGUAAAUAAUGGUAAAACUGGAGAAGCGGAGAAGGAGGUGGAGUAUAAUAAGGAUUUGGAGAAGAUAUACAAAUGUUCUGCGUGUAAUAAGCAGUUUUCAUUAAGUUACUACUUGAAACUACAUGUCAGAUCUCACACGGACGAAAAACCAUACACCUGCGCCGAGUGCGGCCAGUCGUUUAUAACUGCGAGCAAACUGGGGCGACACAACAAGCGUAUACACCUCGCCAUCAAGUACCAGUGCCGGAUAUGCUACAAGAUAUUUACCAGGUUCGAGUAUCUGACGCGCCAUUUUGACAAAAAACACGCCGAAGACAAACUGGACGGGGAGCCUUAUGACUACAACGCUAUCUUGCCCUACCUCAAAGAACUAGAGGAACAGCUCCGAGAGAAGGCCGAAGCCGAAAGCAAACCCAAGACAGAAGAAUUAUGGAGCGACUGGCCGGAGAUGGAUCAAGCGCUGAUGCAGGACAGGAAUGACCUGGAUGACAAGAAAGACUUCGCUAUGAACCAUCUGGACAUAGUCAUGGACGAUGUCAAGGUGCCAGUAGAAACGAUGGAGACAGAGAUGGAGAUAGAGAUCAAGGUGGAGAAAGAGCAGGACAACGACGACUUGCACGACGAUCUGCCUGACAACGAUCACGACAAUGUUAAAGAUGAAAGUUUAUCAGACGAGGAUUAUUUCCCCUCCAACACUUGGGCGGAACCCCCCAGCAUGGAGGCCGGGCCUCCCUCGCCGCCCGCGCGCGGCCGUCGCCCCAAAACAGACGGCCCCCUCACCUGCAAGAUAUGCGACAAGAAAAUCAGCACGCACUCCUACAUGAGGAUACACUUGAGGACGCACACAGGGGAGAAACCAUACAAGUGCUACAUAUGCAGCAGGGGGUUCAUCACGUCGAGCAAGAUGCAUAGGCAUGUUUUAACACACUCGGAGUCGUUUGACAAAGACGGUGUCAAGAUUGAAGUGGAAGUGAAGCUAGAGGGAGACGAAGCGACGAAAGAGGAAGAUGGCGACAUGGACACGAAAAAAAAGGGCAAGACGAAAACGAAAAAGAAAAAAGGCGAAAGGAAGAAACGCGACUACCAGAAACGUCCGCACGCGUGCGAGUUCUGUCAGAAACGGUUCCUGCACCUGGAAAUGCUGCAAGUUCACAAAAAGAGUCACGAAGGGGAGAGCGCUACUUUGAAGUGCUACUACUGUUUGGUGGAUAUAGAGGAUGAGAACGGAUUGAAAGAGCACGAGGCGACACACACGGGGCAGAAACCGUUUCUUUGUACGCUGUGCGGAAAGGGGUACAAGCGGAGAGAGACUAUGGUAUACCACCGCAAAAACCACAAAAGCGAGAAGAAAUUCAUCUGCGACAUCUGUUCGAAGACGUUUAACGCGCCGUGCAAGCUGCAGAGACACAUCGUCAGCCACCGCGCGGACAAGUUCGUGCUGCGGUACGAGUGCCCCGUCUGCGCGCACAUGUUCAACACCAAAUACCACGUGCAGAUGCAUCUGUCCACGCAUCAGAAGGAGGGGCUGAUUUUAGAAGAGAACCGAAACGAUAUACUAGCCAUGGUGCUGCAGAACGCACGCAAGAUACCUAAACAGGGAGACGCCCCAACCAACCUAGCCGACCUCAUACCAGCCGACGAGCGAAGCCGCGUGUGCAACAUAUGCGGCGAAAUGUUCCAACACUUCUACUACUUAGAGGAGCAUUUGAAAAGCCACGGCUCCCGAAUAGCCAUCGAAGACGAAAAUAAACAAGAGGAAAGAAAACACAUAUGCCAAGUAUGUAAUAAAAGUUUUAAACUACAUUAUUACUUAAAACUACACAGUUUCACACAUACUAAGGAAAAACCUUACAUAUGUCAGCAAUGCGGGAAAGGGUUUAUAACGAAAGGGAAACUAAAAAGGCAUUUAGAAACGCAUUCAGGUCUUAAAAAGUACCAAUGUCAUAUAUGUUAUAAGUUCUUUACGAGACCUAGCUAUCUUAGGAUACAUGUGAGGACUAUUCAUGGGAACCAGGACUAUAAUUUUAGGGUAGGGUUUAGGGAAGGGAAGGAUUUUGGGUUGGCUGCGCCCUUGCUGCCGGUUAUGACGCAGUAUAACGAUUAG
Cydia amplana is the source of this 3186-nucleotide messenger RNA. RefSeq names its product zinc finger protein 44-like. The record is from RefSeq and is a predicted model, not a curated record. Gene Ontology annotation, molecular function: DNA-binding transcription factor activity, RNA polymerase II-specific. Bases 385 to 3186 code for a protein of 933 amino acids. The transcript has 13 exons. Gene Ontology annotation, cellular component: nucleus. Gene Ontology annotation, biological process: regulation of transcription by RNA polymerase II. NCBI's taxonomy places the organism in Eukaryota, Metazoa, Arthropoda, Insecta, Lepidoptera, Tortricidae.